AUGUCGCUUGGAGCUCAGCUCGCCAUGCCUGGGCUAAUGGUGUACGUCGUUGGAUUCCCCUUUGUUUGCUUCAUUACGAUACUCUUCUUCAUCGCACGCCUGGACUCUCCCCGCAUCACAAAAUGUUUAGGCUUCCUCACCGACUUUUACAGCUCGAGACGCGUCGGAUGGGAAUGCUUGCGCCUCUUCUUGACCCUCUCUUGCGUGUGUGUCUCUCUCUUCGUACAAACCGUCGAACCGCUGACGAUUGCAUGGGCAAUUGUAUCGGGAUACGGCAUUCUGGUCUUGUUCUUCAAACCGUAUGGAGCUGAAAUGGUUCCUUCUUGGGCCCCCUUUAAGGAGCAGAGGGGCCCCCAACGUCACUUCAGCGUUCCCUUGACGCUGCACGCGAGAGAGUUAGCUCUCUGCAGCUUUCUCGCCUUUGCCAUCCAAUUUCACUUCCUUUCCAAGAUCACGCAAGGGGUUACCUCCCAAGAAGAGCUCGCCGAAAUGCUUGGGGGGCAGUUCGAUGAAACUCGCCAUAGAUUUCAUCGCUCCGACGAGCGUUUCUUUGUAGACGCUGUCCGUAUCGCUCCCUUUCCCGCCGAAGCGAUUGCUCAGCUGAAGGCGCUUGCGAAUCUCCCGGAUUUGGCGAGCUUUGAUAUUGUCGAUGCUGCCGGAUGGAUAUUUGACCAGGGGCACAUAGAGGUGCAGGGCCAAAUCUUGUACGCUACUGUUGGUCAGAUCGCUUCCAUGUACAGCGAUCUGACUUAUGACAUCUCCACUAGCGAGCAGUUCACUGAGGAACUGAAAAAGCUUCUUGACAAGGUGGCCACGACUCUUAAUAUCCAGGAUGAGGUUGCGGCUCGAGUCUCUGCUGCUGCUCGUGUGAGGAGUUGCUGCGGUUCUCGCCAAGCGGAAAAAGUGGGGGGGCUUGCAAAGGCGGAAGCGGCUCUUGCGCGAGCAGCUGCUAAGCAAGAGGAAGGAGGCGCAGAGACAGGGUGGAAGAAAAUGUGGGGCGUCCAGACGGAUGCAGAUGUUGCUCUGAAGUGGUUGCAACACCAAAUGCAGCCGCAAGGCAUCGACCCCGCAGUUCUUCGUGCACAGUUUGUGGAGGUGUUUCCAGAUGCAGGAAUCGUGGAAAUGCAGAAAAUGGAAAUUGAAGUGCCGCCUUCGCCCACAGAGCCUCCGGGAGUUUUCGCGAGGAUUUGGUAUCACCUUGUCGGCUCUCCACCGCCCCCUCCUCCUAAGUCGAUUCCCGACCCGCUGGGCGUGAAAGUGCAUCCUAUCAACGCUGCUGAUCAUCUGUGA
Molecule: messenger RNA, 1290 nt
Organism: Cyclospora cayetanensis
Lineage: Eukaryota; Apicomplexa; Conoidasida; Eucoccidiorida; Eimeriidae
Exons: 8
Coding region: 1-1290 (429 amino acids)
Source: RefSeq, a predicted model, not a curated record